AUGGACCCAGUUUCAGCCAUUGGGCUCGCAGCAAGCAUUUUCGGUUGCAUCCAGGCAGGACAAAAGUUCAAUCAAUUUCUACACAGCGGGCUGGAAAUGAUCCACGAAAACGCAGAAUUACAGAAUAUCACCGAUGAGCUACGAAGAACGGUUCAGGGCCUUACCGCCGAUGGACCUUCAGAGUUGAAACUUAUCGCUAACAACUGCAACGCCCUAUGUCAAGAACUAUUGAGCUUGUUACAACGGCUGAAGAUGAAACGCGAUUCGACUCUAGAGCGUGGCAGGGUUUAUAUAUACGCGCUUUGGAAGAAAUCAGAUAUCACCUCCAUGGUAAAUAGGUUGGAAAGACACCGCUCUCAGUUGACUACAAGUUUUCUUCCGCAUUUUAAAGAUCAGCAGUCAGCGAUCAACCAAAAGCUAGACACGUUACAAAACGAUCUUAGGCAAUUUCAUCGUGCGCGGUCCGAAGAAUUCGCCGAAUACCGUUCAAGCUUGAUUAAACUUUUGGAAAUGUACAAUGGCAGCACUCAAGCUGGGGUUGACAUCGGUGGACAACUAGAUAUGGCUAGCGAACUCCAUGACCUAUUGCUAAAGUUCCCAAAGGUUUCGGUUGUCACAUUAUCAGACAGGAUUCUCAUGCCGCUUCGCUUUGAAGGCAUAUAUCGUCGCAAAGAUGAAAUCGGGGAUGCCACUAAAGGCACGUGCAUCUGGGCUUUAGAAGGUGCGACAGGAGAUCACCACCCGAACGAACGAUUGAGAGAGUCAAAGCAAUAUUUCACAUCGUGGCUUGAAUCAGGUAGUGGUGUGUUUCAUAUUUCUGGUAAAGCCGGUUGCGGGAAGUCGACGUUGAUGAAAUUUAUAUCAUCACACCCUAAAACUCAAGCCUAUCUCAAAAAAUGGGCAGGAACACGGAAGUUAUGUCUGGCUACAUUCUUCUUCAAUGGUUCCGGAAUUGACGAACAAAGAUCGCUCAUUGGCCUACUUCGUUCUAUCUUAUACAUCGUCUUAAAGGAAAACGAAGAUUUAGCGUUGAAGGUGUUUCCGGAAUAUUUUAACGAGAACCAACACACAUCGCGUGCUGAUCCUGCUGAAAUUACCAGGCCACAGAACAUUGAGAGAGCUUUCGAAACACUCAUAAACCAUGCUGGCGUGGAGGAAGGCUGUUGCCGUCUAUUUUUUCUCGUCGACGGCUUGGACGAGUACGAGGCUGAUAGUGAGAGUCAUUGGCAACUUGCCAGGAAACUCUGUAAAUGGGCCGACCAAAGUCAAGGAAAUGUUAAAUUUUGUGUUAGCUCCCGGCCGCACGUCCAAUAUGAGAGCACGUUCGGCCUAUCAGAACACCCGCAGCGGCAUCAAUUGCACCUUCACGAGCUCAACAGCUAUGACAUCGAGAAUCAUUGCCGCAGGAUGUUUAUAGAAGCUAUAGGCUCCACUGACCUUCCACGUCCUCAUUCUGACUUACAAGUGCACUCUCAAUAUCUCGUUCAAGAAAUCGUACAUCGUGCAGAGGGCGUGUUUAUUUGGGCCUAUCUUGUUGUUCGGAUCAUUAUUUCUGAGGCUAGGGUGCAAGGAAUGGCAAGAGACCUCAUGAAAAAACUAAAAGAACUCCCUAGGGACAUGGAUAAUCUCUAUGAGAAAAUGAUCGGGGCGCUUUCAUAUAUGGAUCGGAAGAUAGCACAUCGCAUCCUCUUUAUUGUGCUAACAAACCCCUUUAAAGAUGCCGUGAGUGCGCUAUGCUUGAGGUGGCUAGUCGACGAAGAUAAAUGGCGCGAAGCUCUCAAUCGAAAUACAUAUGACAGGAAGGAAGCCGAACAUGAUAUCGAAUACGUGAGAUUUCAUCUGGAUGGAUGGACUCGAGGUUUGGUUGAAAUGGUACCUAGCAGCAGCUAUAGAGACCUACUUCUCACAAACCGAGUCAAAUUGUUCCAUGGAACAGUCAAAGAAUAUCUGAUGCAACAAAGUCGACUCCAUCUGAUUCAAUCAGACUGUAGCGAAUAUCCAGUAUCUGACUUACAUACGCGCCUGCGAUUGGCUGAGUUAAAGGUUAUGAGCCAUAAUUCAUCUGAAGUUGACCGGGAGAUAUAUAAGUACGGCUUUGAGUUACUGGAUAUGAAAUUUAGCGAGCUACCGACCUAUAGUGGAGUUCGACUGGCUUCCUCGCGAAUUUCCUGGCCACACGCCAUGGAGCUCGCGGAAAUACUCCCGAGUUAUUGCAAAGGGUGUGUAUUUGGCCAUCUAAGUAUGGCAGUCCUAUCCAAAAAACACAAUAUCCGUCGAUCAGAUCGGACGUCACUACCUCAUCUUGCGGCUUUGCUUGGGCAGAGCUAUGAUGUCAUCUCGGCGCUCCAGAUAAAUGUUCCUGUAGAUCCAGAAUCAAACUCGAGGAGCAUCCUUCUAUCUGCAUGUUUAUCUAACGAAUACUUCAAGGCCUACCAAAUCGGUGAUAGGGCCGUAAGUCGUAAUAUUAUAAAGUCUCUCCUCAAAAGGGGGUUUUCUGCUAGGGAAAAGAUCAAACUUCAGGAUUCCCGAAGUUGCCAAUGGGCCGAUGUUUGGACAAUACUCGUAUGGAGGCUUGCCCUACAAAUUCUUUUUUCGGUAGAACGCAGUCAAAUCGAGUGUCAAAUCGAGGUUUUGCUCGAACUCCUAGAAAAUGAGGAGCAAGAAGAAACCCUAGUAUUAUUGGUAAACAACAUAGCACAAGCCUUUAGCUGGUUUAUAACACUUAAAGACCUACUCCUACAUUGCGUACAUCCAGAUACAAGUGCACAAAUCUUUCAUCGCUUGUCUUCUUGGCCAAACUAUGACCAUGAUAUACCUACCUGGGUAUUGGAUAGGUCUGGCAGAAUCGGAUGGCCUAUUGCAAAGAAGUUGACCAAGCCGCCAGGAGGGGAUAUCAAUGGGAUUCGUAUUUUUUCUACUUUCGCCAUUGUUACGAAGAGCGUAUUUCUUGAAGUGUACGGUUUUCCAUCUGUCCUAUUGUGGUAA
Molecule: messenger RNA, 2985 nt
Organism: Hypoxylon trugodes
Lineage: Eukaryota; Fungi; Ascomycota; Sordariomycetes; Xylariales; Hypoxylaceae
Exons: 2
Coding region: 1-2985 (994 amino acids)
Source: RefSeq, a predicted model, not a curated record